CCUCUCAGCCCUGGACUCUCUCUUUGCCCUGUCCCCCACUUUAAUAAUGGGACACUCCUCGAUAUCAGAGCUGCACACUGUGAUGGAGACCCCUCUGGAGAAGGCCCUGACCACUAUGGUGACCACGUUUCACAAAUAUUCGGGGAGAGAGGGUAGCAAACUGACCCUGAGUAGGAAGGAACUCAAGGAGCUGAUCAAGAAAGAGCUGUGUCUUGGGGAGAUGAAGGACAACAGCAUCGAUGACUUGAUGAAGAGCCUGGACAAGAAUAGUGACCAGGAGAUCGACUUCAAGGAGUACUCGGUGUUCCUGACCACGCUGUGCAUGGCCUACAACGACUUCUUCCUAGAGGACAAGAAGUGACCCGGGCUGCCCUCCGCCCUUACCCUCCACCCCUUGCUGCUGACCUUGGCUGCUCCUCUCAUGGACCCUCUUUGGCCCCCUGCCCUCCUUUCCCUCCCAGAUGGACCCUUCCAUGGGAGGAAAUAAAGUUUCCAUUGCAGGUGCUGGGA
Messenger RNA from Mandrillus leucophaeus (drill), 510 nucleotides. It is a transcript of the gene S100A5, whose product is annotated as S100 calcium binding protein A5. The transcript has 3 exons. Gene Ontology annotation, molecular function: transition metal ion binding; calcium ion binding. Gene Ontology annotation, cellular component: nucleus; cytoplasm. The coding region runs from base 47 to 361 and encodes 104 amino acids. The record is from RefSeq and is a predicted model, not a curated record. Lineage: Eukaryota; Metazoa; Chordata; Mammalia; Primates; Cercopithecidae.